CUACUAGGAGGAAAAUUAACUCUGUCCUACCUGAAACCAGGACAAUGCCUCAUUUUGUAAAUAGCUGUUUGAGAAAGAGGUGACUCGAUCAGAUGAAACUGCAGGAGGGAAAGAGAUCAGAAGUCUCUGUCCACAGAACAGUAGGGUGAGAAGAAAUGCAGCAGCAGUCUUCCCAGACAGCAUGGACUGUUGGAGAAGAGAAACAAAUAAAUUCUGAAUGCUCGUGGUGAGCAGCAUGAAGUAUAUUUCUCUUGCUGUCUGUAUGAAGUAGCAGUUGUAAAUUCCAGCAACAAAUAUUCAGACUGCAGAGUAGGCAAAAAAAAAAUCUAACUGUAAGUACCAUGAAUUCUGGCAUGGAUUGCCCAGGGAAGCUGAUGCAUCUCCAGCACUGCACAUUUGUAGGUUUGACACAAUGUUAGGAGUGGCAUCAGGAUGAGGAUGAGUUAGACAAUUUGAUUCAUUCUUUUUGAUGAUUCUAUGGUAAGGUUCAAGGCCAUAGAAAAUCAUGAUGUAGUGAAAACACACCAGUAUCAGUAAUCAAGCUCAUACCUCUAGAUUGGAGUAUGGUAUGGUAUAUGCAUGUGUGUAGCUGUUCUUCACUUCAGAUGAGCAAAUUUUGGCCUGAUCAUUAUUUUAAAAGAAAAAAAAAAAAAAAAACAAAACACAGAUUGCAGACUAAGCUCAGAGACCCAAAAGUGUGGUGUGCACAGAAAAUAAAGGCAAGGAACAUCCUGCAAAAAUACAGGCUUUUAAUUUGGAAGCAGUGUAUGUAUAUAGCAUAACAUUUUCUAUAGCCAUUAGUGUUUGUAAAGAUUAGCUUGUCUUAGCAACCAGUUCUAAAAACGGAAUGCAAGCUCACACUACCUUCAUCGUAUCACCUCCAGGAGGAAGUGAUUUUGUUACUGUGCAGGCACUUCCACUGUAUUCAUUAUAGCCAGCAGUAUCAAAUAAGCGUGCAAUAGUAUGGGAUGGCAUUUCCUUUUCCAUAACAUUUCCAUAGAUAGGAGAGUGUAACUAGUAAUGUAUUCUCUAAGGAGAUAAUAAAUCGCCUCUUGGUAUUUUUUUUAACAGUUAAAAGCUCCAUCAUUUUCCUAUGAUGCACAAUCACUGAAAAUCACUGGAAGUGUUGCUUCUGCACUAGUCUACAGUGUUCUAAUUUCCUUUUCCUCACGUAUCUUUCUCUGUUUCACGUGUGACCUGCAUAACAUCAUUGGUGUGGAUACUGCUUGUAUCAUGGAACUGGGAUGGCACCUGGCACCAAGAUACUGGGAGAGGAACACGGUGUGGCAUGUAACAGAGCUGAAGGUCGCUGUGCAGCUGUGGUGCCCACAUCUUUUGGUCCAACAAUUACAGGCCCCGCGGCCCUCAACCAACAUGGCCCCGGCCACUCCUCCGCCACGGCGCUCCCCCAUUGGCAGACGGGGCGGAAGUGACGCACGGUCGGGAUCCCGGCGGCGCGGCGCGGUGUGGCGGGGAUGAACAGCCGUCUGCAGGAGAUCCGCGAGCGGCAGAAGCUGCGCCGACAGCUCCUGGCCCAGCAGCUGGGAGCCGAAAGCGCGGACAGCAUCGGCGCCGUGCUGAACAGUAAGGAUGACCAGCGGGAGAUCGCCGAGACCAGAGAGACGUGUCGGGCUUCUUAUGAUACUUCUGCUCCAAAUGCAAAACGCAAAUAUCCAGAUGAGGGAGAAGCUGAUGAAGAAGAGAUUGAAGAAUAUAAGGAUGAAGUAGAGCUGCAGCAAGAUGAAGAGAACCUGCCAUACGAAGAAGAGAUUUACAAAGAUUCCAGUACCUUUCUAAAGGGUACUCAGAGCUUAAAUCCCCACAAUGAUUACUGCCAGCAUUUUGUGGAUACAGGACACAGACCCCAGAACUUCAUCAGAGAUGUCGGCUUAGCAGAUAGGUUUGAAGAAUAUCCAAAACUUAGAGAGCUCAUCAGAUUGAAGGACGAGCUGAUAUCUAAAUCUAACACUCCUCCCAUGUACUUACAAGCAGACUUGGAAGCUUUUGAUAUUAGGGAACUGAAGUCCAAAUUUGAUGUGAUUCUCUUGGAACCACCACUGGAAGAAUACUACAGAGAGACUGGCAUUACUGCCAAUGAAAAGUGCUGGACCUGGGAUGAUAUCAUGAAAUUGGAAAUUGAAGAAAUUGCUGCCCCAAGGUCAUUUGUGUUUCUAUGGUGUGGUUCAGGAGAGGGUCUGGAUCUUGGCCGAGUGUGUCUACGCAAAUGGGGUUACAGAAGAUGUGAGGACAUCUGUUGGAUUAAAACAAAUAAGAACAAUCCAGGAAAGACGAAGACACUAGACCCUAAGGCUGUUUUCCAAAGAACCAAGGAGCACUGCCUCAUGGGCAUUAAAGGAACCGUGCGUCGCAGCACAGAUGGUGACUUCAUCCAUGCUAAUGUAGACAUUGACCUGAUCAUCACAGAAGAGCCUGAAAUUGGCAACAUAGAAAAGCCUGUAGAGAUUUUCCACAUCAUUGAGCAUUUCUGCCUCGGACGACGACGUCUUCAUCUUUUCGGAAGGGACAGUACAAUUCGACCAGGCUGGCUGACUGUAGGACCCACCCUCACAAACAGCAAUUUCAACGCAGAAACAUAUUCUUCAUACUUCACUACUCCAAAUUCCCACCUGACUGGCUGCACUGAAGAGAUUGAGAGACUUCGGCCCAAGUCACCACCACCCAAGUCCAAGUCCGACCGGGGUGGUGGCGCUCCGAGGGGAGGAGGGAGAGGCGGCACUUCAGCAGGCCGAGGAGAGCGGGGCAGAGAGAGGAACAGAACUAACUUUCGGGGUGAGAGGGGGGGCUUCAGAGGGGGUCGUGGAGGUACCCACAGGGGAGGCUUCCCCACGCGCUGACGCCUGCUAGGAAAUCACUCCCCAGUCCCUUGCCUCAUCUCCAAACCUUUUUCUUAGUCUUGUUUUUGCUAAAGUGAAUUAUUCUGGAGACUCAAGCUAGGUGACUUUUUAAAUUGGUUUUGGUGCAAGCAGUUCCGAAUACUCUGCCUUUCAGUGACUGGCCUGGCACAUCACCUCACUUCGCAGGCAGGAUCCUGCACCUGAUGGCACUAAGCUCAGCCUCCCAACAGUUUCUGUUGUCAAAGCAGAGAGCGCCAUCUGUUCAAGCCAUGCAUAGGACUGAAGCGAAGAUACUUGCUGUUCGCUUACAAAACUUGCAAGCUGUGUGUUUUGUUUUUUUUUUAACUGUCACUUUCUCCAAAACGUGGAUUCCUUUUCCUUCCUUGUAGGUCCGGGUUGGGGCUGACUUGCAUUAAUAGGAUGGAAUGGGCAUAAAAUGCAGUUCUGAAUUGCAUGGUAAUAGCAGACUUAUUCUCUUAUUCAUGGAAGAAAAAGUGCUGUGUCUAUACUGACACCUGUUUUAACUUCUUUUAAACCAAGGAACAAAUUGAAUAAAUAGAAUUCCAUUUUUUUUCUUAUUUGGUUUAAAUUUCCCAAAUUAUUCCUGGGAAUAGGGAACAAGUUUUAUUUUUUCAUUUGUGAAGUAUAUGCACUUGCUCUUCAUGUCAGUUGUGGGAAGAGUGGUGAUUCUGUGCAGUCACAUGUUGUACUUCGUGAAAGCAAGAAGUUGUACAUUUAUAUCCAGUCCAGAACUUGUACAGGUCUGGAUCAUUUCUUGAGUAGGGAUUUUCACCCAGCCUCUGGCAGUUCUCUGGCCUUGUUCUUGGGAAGGGAAAACGAGUCUCACUGCAAAGCAAUUGCAGUGUUUGCAGUAGAAAGACCUCGUUAGAUGCCAUACGGGAAAUUGAGGUGAUGUGAGGUGAGUGAGUGCUUCCUGAGCAUAAGCAGCUGAACAAAGAAGGCGCAGUCAUCAGACUGAUCGCUUUGCUUUGCCUGUGGACCCCACCUGCAUUGGGAAUGGAUUGUUGGUGAUCAGCUCCGGAGAGCAGCAUGAAAAGAAAGCGCUUCACUGCGGUAUGUACACUACUUGCUUUCAGCAGAGCUGCAACUCUGAGCUUCCUGGACAGUACUUGGUAGAGUGAACGAACCUGGCUGUUGGCAUCUCAAAUUCUUGGGUAUGAAUUUGGGAAAAUUGGCUUUUAAGUCCCAGUGUUUAUCUGUUGAAGCCAAGCUUUUAAGUAACUGUCCUGUAAAGCAGUGAAUUAUUAAACUUGUUUAUCAAAGCCA
Messenger RNA from Cygnus atratus (black swan), 4142 nucleotides. It is a transcript of the gene METTL14, whose product is annotated as methyltransferase 14, N6-adenosine-methyltransferase subunit. The transcript is spliced from 12 exons. Gene Ontology annotation, cellular component: nucleus; RNA N6-methyladenosine methyltransferase complex. Lineage: Eukaryota; Metazoa; Chordata; Aves; Anseriformes; Anatidae. The record is from RefSeq and is a predicted model, not a curated record. Gene Ontology annotation, molecular function: mRNA binding. The coding region runs from base 1476 to 2855 and encodes 459 amino acids.